Molecule: messenger RNA, 2988 nt
Organism: Dichotomopilus funicola
Lineage: Eukaryota; Fungi; Ascomycota; Sordariomycetes; Sordariales; Chaetomiaceae
Exons: 2
Coding region: 1-2988 (995 amino acids)
Molecular function (GO): protein binding
Source: RefSeq, a predicted model, not a curated record
AUGUUUGUCUGCAGGGGCUGCCUGCGCAGCCUUACCGGCGCCGGCGCCGCUGCUGCUCGAUUGCGGCCUCGUCUAGCCCCAAAUCCGCUACAACAAACUGUCGCGGGCUCGAUCGCAAGCCGGCGGUCCUACAUGGCCAGCUUAGACCCGAAGGGCUCCCCGAAUGACUUAUACGCCGAUGAUUUAGAAGACUUCCGGAUCGGCCGCCCUCCAAGAGCUGCGAGAAGACCCGCCCCGACGGACCGACGACCGGACAGAUACGACGGGGACGCAGAGUACGAGCAGGUCAGCCAGCAAGCCGGCGAGCUCGCGAGGGCAAAGUACGAGAAGAAGCUCCAAGCUUCUGCUAAGAAACAGCUCUCUCUCGUCUCGGAUCCGUACCAUGUCGCCCAGCACGUCAACCAGUUCCUGGACAAGAACAACUUCGACAUGGCCCUCACGAUAGCGCGCAUGGCGAGUCGCGACUACCAGACCGAGGUCAGCUGGAACCAUCUGAUCGACUACCAGAUGAAGAACGGCCGUCUGCACGCUGCUGUGGAUCUCUUCAACGAGAUGAAGAAGCGCGCCCAGGAACCCAACGUCAAGACGUACACCGUCCUCUUCCGCGGCUGCGCCAUGUCCACGCAUCCCAAGCUCGCCGUCUCCGAGGCGACGCGGAUCUACAACGCCAUGUUCACUCGCGGCUCGCUGAAGCCCAACACGAUCCACAUGAACGCCGUGCUCAACGUCUGCGCCCGCGCCAAGGACAUCGACAGCAUGUUCACCAUCCUCAACACGAGCGACCACGGCCUGCGCAUGCCGGAUGCCUACACGUACACCAUCAUCAUCAACGCCCUUCGCGUGGAAGCGGAGACCAUCUCCAAGAGCAAUUUAGGUUUGGUCGACGCCGAAGUCAAGCGGGAGGUCAAAAAGUGCAUCGAAAGAGCACGGCAUGUGUGGUACAACGCGGAGAAGGCGUGGAAGAGAGGCCAGAUGAUACUGGACGAGCAGGUGGUGUUUUCCAUGGCCCGGGUGCUCACCUUGGGCGACUACAAGGACAACGAGAGUGUGUUGGAACUGGUCGAGGAGACGAUGCAGAUUCCAAGAUUCGACCUUCACAACCCGACACUGCCGGCCCAGCCCAAGGUGCCAGGGGAAUCGGCCAGCUCGGCCGAGCCAGCCUCAGCGAGUGAAGGCGAGGGCCAGGUUCAGGGCCAGGCGGAUUGGUCGGACACAAAUAGUAGUAACUCCCCCGCUCCCGUUGUUGACCUCAAAAAGAUCUCCCCACGAGAGAAAAGAAUGAUGGCCGGCCAGCGCAACUCGGCCUUCCAAUUCGCCCAGCCCGGUAACCUGGCGCUGUCGGUCAUCCUGACGGCGCUCGGCAACCUACGCAAGACGGCCAGCGCGGUCAAGUACUACAACUUCUUCUCCGACGUGCUCAAGGUCCAGCCCGACCCGCACACCCAGAUCCUGUACCUCCGGACCUGCACGCUGGGCCAUGCGAGCGCCCAGGUCGCCGAUAUCAUCGUCAACAUGCCCACCAACAUCCUGCUCCCGACCACCUUCCGCCGCGGCUUCCAGGCCUGCAUCUACGACAACCUCAACAAGAACGCCUUCGCCAACGCCUGCCGCAUCUUCGACCACAUGACCCGCCAUCUACGCUACGCCGACGCCACAGCCAUGCGCCUGUUUCUCCAGGUCGCCCGCGGCAACACCCGGCACUUCUACGACACCGCCGAAGAGAACCCCGACAAGCGCGAGACACUCUCGGAACGGCCUGACCCUUCAGCCGUGCGCCCCUACGAAGACCCCAAUACCGUCCCGCCCGCGGCCCCCGCCCACCUCGACCAGCUAGUCGCCGCCCUCGAUCGCAUGUGGGAACCCUUCCGGAUCCUAACGGGCUCCGUGUCGUACCCCUCGCCCGCCCGCAAAUACGACGCCGAAGCCCGCAUCUUCGGCGGGGUACCGCAAUCCCACUCCCCCGAGGAAGAGAUGAGCCGCAAGCGCGGCGAGAUGCAAGAGAUCAUGGCCACCGCACGCCGCAUGAUCUCCGCCAUCGACCGCGUCACCAACGACAUCGACGCCACAGCUUCCCGCGCCAGCGCCCAACGGGCCGCCGAAGCAGCCGCCGCGCUCAACGCUGCCAACUCGAUGACACCCGCCCAGAUGCUCGCCGCAGCCCAAGCAGCAGCCGAAGCCUCCGCAGCCGCCAACGCGAACCAACCCCCAAAAGAUCCGCAAGCCGUCGCGGCCGAACAACGCCGGCUCGCCAAGGAACAACAGGAGCAGCACGCUACCAACCGCCGGCUGCUCAAGACCUGGCGUCUCCGCCGCAUCAUCCUCCAGCGCCUCCUCGAACGCUGGCUCAUGACUAUGCACCCAGACCGCGAACAACCCGAGCAAAAGCACGAGCGCAUCGAGCGCGUGGCCAAGAAACGCGCCGAGCGGGCCGCUGCCGAUGCCGCUGCUACCUCUGAAUCCGGCAUCCCCUCUCAAGAACAAAUCCCAGCAGAAGAAGAAGAAGGCGAAGGCGAAGACGAAAUCGACGCCGCCCUCGCAGAAUACGACCAACUCCGGCGCACGCACUCCCAACCGCACCUGCACCCCUACCGAGUCCCCGUCCCCCCCUCCAACCCCCCUCAACCCCCCACAGGCGACGGCCGUCUCGGCGAACCCCUCCCCAACCAACUCGACCAAAUCGACCGCAUCAUCGACAUCCGCGCGGCCAAAGCCCAAGCAGAAGGCCGGCCCCAACCCCGAAGCCCCUACGAAGAAGACUCCACACCCACGCCCAACACCGCAAGACCAACCCCAAAACAAAACACAGACCUCUCCUCCGCCCUCAAAAGAGCAGACCGCCAAAACAUCACAGUCCUCGAAGAAUUUACCCUGCCCUAUCAACGGCGGUACAACAAAAAGAUUGCCACGGGGACCUGGGGCCAGCGGCAGAAUAGACGGAAUCCUUCUUCUUCUUCUCGAUCUGGAUCUGGAUGGGGACGACGUGGGUAG